Molecule: messenger RNA, 2098 nt
Organism: Tetranychus urticae (two-spotted spider mite)
Lineage: Eukaryota; Metazoa; Arthropoda; Arachnida; Trombidiformes; Tetranychidae
Gene: PAN3
Product: Poly(A) specific ribonuclease subunit PAN3
Biological process (GO): nuclear-transcribed mRNA poly(A) tail shortening; protein phosphorylation; mRNA processing
Cellular component (GO): P-body; PAN complex
Molecular function (GO): ATP binding; poly(A) binding; protein kinase activity
Source: RefSeq, a predicted model, not a curated record
UGCACACCAUUUUACCAGUUAACCAGUCAAACAAUAAUUUGUUGUCAUUCAAAGCCAGGUAAAAGUCUAAUUAUAAUCAUCGUGAAUUGUGCUUAAUAACCUAUCAAAAUGUUUAGUUGGCUUGCCUCAUGAAUUAACAGUUAUCGAAUCUAUUGGAAAAUCCUGGAGUUGCCAUCUUAACCAAUAAAAUCAGAUAAAUACAAAAUUCAUUUUGUGUAAGCUUGUUGUUCUAUAAUUUUACUUGGCCAGUACGACAACCUGUUGAUUCCAGGAUAGAAAUAUCGCAAAUUUAAACCUUUUCCUCCAUUAGAAUAUACAUAUUUAUUGUUGACCAUGUUACCGAAUCAUUCACAUCGAGGGCCAGGAACGCCAAAUCAAUUCGCCCCUAGUACACCAGCGACUGGGUCAUUAACUAACCCUCCUCCACCUCCGCCACCUUCUUAUUUUACUGCAGACGAGAUUAAAGUGGAAUUGUUAAGGAAGCAAAGUGUUAUGUACAGCCCUCUCAACAGUGAACUUUAUCCUGACAUACCAGAACAGGUUGAUAAUUAUAGGGAACUGACACCUUUAGAAAAUCCAGUAUCCACUCAAUCAACAACAUUCGGUUAUGUGAACAGCGUUUAUCGAGCUGUAAAUAUGUGGACAGGUGAUGUUUAUUGUUUAAGAAGAGUCCAUGGAUUUCAACCAAACACAAGUAAUUUUAAAAGUUUAAGUAAUUCAAUAGAUGCUUGGAAAAAAUUGGAACAUGCCAAUGUUGUUCCAUUAAGACAAGUAUUUACGACAAAAGCAUUCGGAGACAACUCUCUUAUUUUUGUUUACGAUUACUUUCCGGGGGCCCAAACUCUAAUGAGCCAAUUUUUUACUAAUCAUCACCAUGGAGGACCAGGAGGCUUAGGAGGACAUGCCAACGGACUCGUAGGAGCAGCACGUCCUUAUAGUCAACAACAAUCAUUUCGAGCUAAACUUUUGCCUGAGCCACUUAUAUGGACCAUAAUUAUUCAAUUAUCAUCCGCUUUACGCACAAUUCAUGCCAAUGGUCUUGCCUGCCGAGUAUUUGAUCCGACCAAAAUAAUUAUCACUAGUGGACAGAUGCCAGACAAUUCUCCAGCCUUGGGACAAUAUCAUCCCAAUCCAAGACUGCGUUUAAGCUCUUGUGGCAUAUUUGAUGUUAUAUCUCCUAAUCCAUUCCAAGAGCUUGCUCAAUGUAAUCCAAAAGUUGUUUUACCUCAAUUACAGCAAGAAGAUCUCAUUGCUUUGGGUAAAGUUCUCCUGGCCUUAUCAUGUAAUUCUUUGAAUGCUGUUGAAAGAGAAAACUGGCCCCAAUCACUGGAAUUAAUUGCACGCAACUACUCAACUGACCUGCGAACACUAGUUCUGUUUUUAUUAACAGUUAAACGUGGUAACAAUAUUAAUGAAAUAAUGCCCAUGAUAGGGGGUAGAUUUUAUGCUCAACUGGACACCGUAUACUCUAGAUACGACGUUAUCGAAAAUCAAUUGGCCAAAGAGAUAGAUAAUGGUCGAUUAUUCCGUCUCCUUUGUAAAUUGGGAACCAUCAAUGAAAGGCCAGAAUACCGAAUGGAUCCACAAUGGUCUGAAACUGGGGAUCGUUAUCUUCUUAAACUAUUCCGAGACUAUCUAUUUCAUCAAGUUUCUGAAGAUGGACAUCCAUGGAUUGAUAUGGGCCAUAUUGUAUCUACUUUAAAUAAGCUCGAUGCAGGAUCUCAAGAAAAAAUUUGCCUUGUUUCACGUGACGAUCAAAAUGUUCUUAUAGUUUCCUUUGCGGAGCUUAAAAAAUGUUGUGAAUCUGCUUUCAACGAACUACUCUUGUGAUCACUGGUACAAUAAAAUCAUACAAACAAAACCAAACUCGGAAAGAAGAAGAGAUUUAAGUUCGCAGUGGUUCAAUUGAUUAUUCUUCCAUGAUUAUAUCAAUUUUUUCAUCAUCCAUUUUAUCUACAAUCAAUUGAUUUUCUUUGGUUUCAGAAGUGAAUUGAAUUUUGAAUCUAAUCGAUCAAAAGCGAAGACUGGAACCAAAAAAACCGAAAGAGUACAAAAAAUUUAACUGAACAAUUAAGUAAAAGAUAUUUUUUGUUCUGAU